AUGAUCAACCAACAAAGUAAAAAUAUUUUUGCCGCUUCGACUUCAACAGUUCGGUUUUUUAAAAUAAUUACCACACAAAAUAUUCAAGAUGGAAAAAUAAGGCUUCCAAAGGGGUUUACUACAAAGCAUGCCAAUGAUAUGCUAAAUCCUAUAUUUCUCAUGACUCCGGAUGACAAAAAAUGGGAAAUACAUAUUACUAAAGUUGAUGAAGAUUUUUGGUUUCAAAAGGGUUGGAAGGAAUUUGCAACGUACUAUUCAUUAGAUCAUGGGAAUAUGAUUUUGUUUCAAUUUGAGGAAAAAUCUCAUUUUGUGGUGCAUGUAUUUGGUAAGAGUACCCUUGAAAUUCAAUAUCUUUGUCGUGACAAUCAACAUGAACAAAACAACAUUGUCCAAUCCAGUGAUGAAGACUCAGUUGAAAUCUUGAAUACGUCAAAUUCAUCUAAAAAAAAGAUUAGACAAAAAUCACCAAUUCUAUGUCCUCAACCAAUUAAGAAAUUGAGAAAUUACACAAAUGAAGGUGUUGGAACAAGUACUAAGUUUCAAAUUAGUGAUGAUACACUUGAAGGUGAUGGAAAAGAUUCGAAAUUGUCCUAUUUUUCUAAGCAUUAUAUUCAAGCUAACGAUGAGAACAUAGAGGGUAACCCUAAAUGUCAAAAAGAAGAGCAGGAGGAACAAACUUCUAAAAUUAAUGAAGCAAUAAAUAGAGCAAGAAAUUUCAAAUCUGAAAAGCCUUAUUUCACCAUUGUUAUGAAAUCUUCACAUCUUUCUACUCAAAUUUUGCAUGUCCCAAUAAUUUUUACAAAAAAAUAUAUGAAGAAAGGGAAGAGUGAUAUUCUUCUUCAACUAAUGGAUGGAAGAACUUGGGAUGCAAAAUUUUAUUUUGGAAAAAUUAACGUUGGAUGGAAGAAAUUUGUAGCCGACAAUAAGUUGAAAAUUGGUGAUGUAUGUGUUUUCGAAUUGAUCGAAAGCAAAGAUGUUACUUUUAAAGUAUUAAUAUUUCAACUUGAACAAGAAUCACAUUUAACUCUUCCUCGAGAAUUGGUUCAAAGAGAAAAGGAUCGUGUGAGAGAGAAAAACACAAGUGAGUCGAAGAAGUUUGAGUCAUUGAUGGAAAGGACUAAGGAAACAACAGAGAACGUUGAACUAUAUGUUGCUUCAAAUAUGAGGGAGGUGUUAAUAGGAUUUUAUUGUAAAAUACUUCAUGAGAUUCAGAAGAUUCCAAAGAUCAUGGAUAUCGUAAAGCCGUUGAAAGAAUUACAAAUCAAAAACUUAUAG
Vicia faba (fava bean) is the source of this 1275-nucleotide messenger RNA. Lineage: Eukaryota; Viridiplantae; Streptophyta; Magnoliopsida; Fabales; Fabaceae. The record is from the annotation of a GenBank genome assembly.